This is a messenger RNA of Insectozyma verbasci, 1362 nucleotides long. The record is from the annotation of a GenBank genome assembly. Lineage: Eukaryota; Fungi; Ascomycota; Pichiomycetes; Serinales; Debaryomycetaceae.
AUGUCAUCAUCAUCGUAUCAAGAGAAUAGUUUAAUUAAUUAUACAUUUCCAGAAGAAGUUGUAGUUUAUAAUCAACAACAAGCAAGACAAUCAACACAAACACAACCAACUAUAAUUCCGCCACAAUCUAAUGGAUCAACUACUUCAACACAUGAAUAUACAUUUGAUAAUUUUGAUCAUGAAACUUUUGGAAAUGCAACAAAUUUUGAAGAUUCAAUUACUCAAAUUCAAAGACAAUCAUAUCAUUCUAAUCAAGAUCAUUUACAUUCACAACCACAAGCACAUUCUUUACCUUAUCCUAAUGGAGAAUUCUUUGAAUUAUCUCACGAUGAAGUUAUCGAUUUAUUUGAAAAAGCAUGUAAAGAAAUUGAUGACUGGAAAUCAACAAGUCAAAUUGAAGAUAUAAUUCAAGUUAAUAAUCAAUUAGUAUCAAGUUCUAAUAAAAGAUCAAUUUCAACAGAUUCAACAUUUUCAAUUUCAAAUUUUUCAAAUGGAAAUAGUAUUAACCAAAAUCAAAAUAAUCAAUUCCAACCAAUUUCAAAUGUUACAUCUCCAAUUAAAACUCCAAAAACUCCAAAUUCUCCAAAGAAAUCUACAAUUAAUCAAAAUUUAGGAUUUGAUUUUUCAAAAUUGAAUAUUUUAAGUUAUCCAGAUUAUUCAUAUUCAAAAAAUUUAUCAAUCGAUUUAGGUAAAAUUCCAAACAAAUUACAAUGUGAAUCAUUAUUAUUGAAAUUAAUUGAACCAAUCAAUGAUCAAUCAGUAGUUAAAAUGGAUAGAACAUUAUUUUUAAGAGAUCAGUUACAUUGUUAUAAAUUUCCAAAUUUCGAAAUUACAAAAAAUUCAAAUUUUAAAAAAACAGCAUAUGAAUCACAAUAUAUUCUAACUAAAUUAAAACCAAAUAAUUUACCAGAUAAUUCGACUCGUGCUGGAUUAUGUCCUUAUUGUGAAUCAAUUGAAUUUUUUGGGCUUAAGAAUUCAAGUUAUGGAAAUCAUUUAGCUUAUAAACAUGGAAUAUUAACCAAUGGAAAUUUAAUACCUAAUCCAAAGUUUUACGGUAGAUAUAAAUUUAAAAAGGGGGAAUAUGAUGAACCUGAAAAGAAAAAACGUAGAACUAAUGCUCAUUUAUUGGAAAGAUUGGGUGUUUUAUGUACUUCUUGUUGGCAAAUUUUGGAAGUAAAUUGUACUAGUAGAAGUUCAGUUUUGGGUCAUUAUUUAAGACAUUAUAGAGAUUCUCAUGUUGGUAACAAAAAAGAAAAUAAUUCAAAUAAUAAUAAUAAUAAUAAUGAUGAUGAUGGGUACUAUAAUGAUCAAAGUUUAAUUGACUGUACUGUUAUGGAAUUUAUUGAAAAAUGGAAAUAUUGA